Molecule: messenger RNA, 2735 nt
Organism: Condylura cristata (star-nosed mole)
Lineage: Eukaryota; Metazoa; Chordata; Mammalia; Eulipotyphla; Talpidae
Gene: HADHA
Product: hydroxyacyl-CoA dehydrogenase/3-ketoacyl-CoA thiolase/enoyl-CoA hydratase (trifunctional protein), alpha subunit
Exons: 20
Coding region: 115-2403 (762 amino acids)
Biological process (GO): fatty acid beta-oxidation
Cellular component (GO): mitochondrion; mitochondrial fatty acid beta-oxidation multienzyme complex
Molecular function (GO): long-chain (3S)-3-hydroxyacyl-CoA dehydrogenase (NAD+) activity; enoyl-CoA hydratase activity; NAD+ binding
Source: RefSeq, a predicted model, not a curated record
AUUUUAGUCAGGCGGUGAGUCGGCCGCCUGUCCGGGGCCAGAGUAGAAGAAGACGAGUCCUCCGCCCGGCCACCCCAGCUUGAAGCGCUUAGCACUUUCGUCCUCCCGCUCAAGAUGGUGGCCUCGCGGGCAAUCGGCAGCCUCAGCCGCUUCGCUGCUUCCAGGACGCUUCGCUGCCGAGGUUACAUUUGCCGCAACUUUACAGGAUCCUCUGCUUUGCGGGCCAGAACCCAUAUUAACUAUGGAGUCAAAGGGGAUGUGGCAGUUGUUCGAAUUAACUCACCCAAUUCAAAGGUAAAUACUCUGAAUAAAGAACUGCAGUCAGAGUUUGUAGAAGUAAUGAAUGAAAUCUGGGCCAGUGAUCAAAUCAGAAGUGCUGUCCUUAUCUCAUCAAAGCCUGGAUGCUUCAUUGCAGGUGCUGAUAUCAACAUGUUAUCUGCUUGCAAGAAUGCUCAGGAAGUAUCACAAGUAUCACAGGAAGGACAAAAGAUGUUUGAGAAACUUGAGAAAUCCCCAAAGCCCAUUGUGGCUGCCAUCAGUGGAUCCUGCUUGGGAGGAGGACUUGAGCUUGCCAUUUCAUGCCAAUACAGAAUAGCAACAAAAGAUAAAAAAACAGUAUUAGGUGCCCCUGAAGUCUUGCUGGGGAUCUUGCCAGGAGCAGGCGGCACACAAAGGCUGCCCAAAAUGGUAGGUGUGCCUGCUGCUUUUGACAUGAUGCUAACUGGUAGAAACAUUCGCGCAGAUAGAGCCAAAAAAAUGGGGCUAGUUGACCAAUUGGUGGACCCGCUGGGACCAGGCUUAAAACCUGCAGAUGAACGGACAAUUGAAUACCUAGAAGAAGUUGCAGUUACUUUUGCCAAAGGAUUAGCUGAUAAGAAAAUCUCUCCAAAGAGAGACAAGGGAUUGAUAGAAAAAUUGACAUCGUACGCCAUGAAUAUUCCAUUUGUCAGGCAACAGAUUUAUAAAAAGGUGGAAGAAACAGUACGAAAGCAGACCAAAGGCCUUUAUCCUGCACCUCUGAAAAUAAUUGAUGUGGUAAAGACGGGACUAGAGCAAGGGAGUGAUGCUGGCUACCUCUCUGAAUCUCAGAAAUUUGGAGAGCUUGCAAUGACCAACGAAUCAAAGGCCUUGAUGGGACUUUACCAUGGUCAAGUCCUGUGCAAGAAGAAUAAAUUUGGAAAUCCGCAGAAGGAGGUUAAGCACCUCGCCGUGCUGGGUGCGGGGCUGAUGGGGGCCGGCAUUGCCCAGGUGUCUGUGGACAAGGGCCUGAAGACUAUCCUGAAAGAUGCCACACUGCCCGGGCUGGGCCGAGGGCAGCAACAAGUGUUCAAGGGGCUGAAUGAUAAAGUGAAGAAGAAAGCCCUAACAUCAUUUGAAAGAGACUCCAUUUUCAGCAACUUGACUGGGCAGCUUGAUUACAAGGGUUUUGAAAAGACUGACAUGGUGAUUGAAGCCGUUUUUGAGGACCUCAGUCUUAAACACAAAGUGCUGAAGGAGGUAGAAGCGGUGAUUCCAGACCACUGUAUCUUUGCCAGUAACACAUCUGCUCUCCCAAUCAGUGGAAUUGCUUCUGUCAGCAAGAGACCUGAGAAGGUGAUCGGCAUGCACUACUUCUCUCCCGUGGACAAGAUGCAGCUGCUGGAGAUCAUCACAACUGACAAAACUUCAAAAGACACAACUGCUUCUGCUGUCGCAGUUGGUCUCAAGCAGGGGAAGGUCAUCAUUGUGGUCAAGGAUGGACCUGGCUUCUAUACCACCAGAUGCCUCGCGCCCAUGAUGUCAGAAGUCAUCAGGAUUCUCCAGGAGGGUGUUGACCCCAAGAAGCUGGAUACCCUCACCACAAGCUUUGGCUUUCCUGUGGGUGCUGCCACACUGGUGGAUGAAGUUGGUGUGGAUGUAGCAAAGCACGUAGCAGAAGAUCUAGGCAAAGCCUUUGGGGAGCGAUUUGAAGGUGGAAGUUUAGAACUGCUGAAACAGAUGGUGUCCAAAGGCUUCCUGGGUCGCAAAUCUGGGAAGGGUUUUUACAUCUACCAGGAAGGUGUGAAGAAUAAGAAUCUGAACUCCGACAUGGAUGGUAUUCUGGCAGGUCUGAAGGUGCCGCCUAAGCCCGAGGUCUCCUCCGAUGAAGACGUCCAGUACCGCCUGGUGACACGAUUCGUGAAUGAGGCAGCCAUGUGCCUGCAGGAAGGGAUCUUGGCCACUCCUGCAGAGGGAGACAUCGGUGCCGUCUUUGGGCUCGGCUUCCCCCCCUGUCUCGGAGGGCCCUUCCGCUUUGUGGAUCUGUAUGGCGCACAGAAGAUCGUGGACCGGCUCAGGAAGUACGAGGCUGCCUAUGGGAAGCAGUUCACCCCGUGCCAGCUGCUUGUUGACCACGCCAGCAGCUCCAAGAAGUUUUACCAGUGAGCAGGCUCCUCAGCCUGCUGCCUGCACACUAACCCCAGGGCUGGUUGUCCAGCUGAGUGACUAGAUUUAUCAGAGUCGCCAGAGGGAAGCAAACUCUGGCACUGGUGUGCCCUUGACUGAAGUGCCUUCAGCUCUAACCGUCUUCCUCCCAGUGAAGUCUGGCUGUGAAUUAGUUUGCACUUCAGAUUGGAAGGCGGAGCCCACCACGCCCAUGAAGUCACAGGCCCAAAGCAGCUUCUCUGGAGCCUGUCCCUCCCGAGGCCAACGGCGAGCAGUGGUGGUGCCAGCAUUUCUGCCCGGCCAGACGCGUAUCAAUAAAAACCGAACUCUCC